CUUCUCUCUAAACCUCCCAGAAUCAUUUCCUCCUCCUUCUCUCUUCAUUCUUCACCUUCAAAUCAUCAACCCAUCUUCAACCACAACUAAUCACUUCCUUAUCCAAGAUUAAGUCAAGAUUAGCACCAAAGCUUCAAGGAUUGUCAUCUAUCACAAGAGGGAAUGCGUGUGGCUGCAACUAUGAUUCAACACAUCCAAAAUGAAUGCGGUAUAAAGCCUAUUACUUGUCGCCCGACUGUGAUCUAUGAAGACAACACCACAUGCAUAGCUCAAAUUAAAGAGGGCUAUAUCAAAGGAGACAGAACAAAACACAUAUCACCAAAAUUCUUCUCUACUCAUGAUCUGGAGAAAGAUGGGACGAUCAACAUUCAACAGAUCAGAUCAAGUGAAAAUCCAGCCGAUCUCUUCACCAAAUCUUUACCCCCGAAGAAGUUCACAGAACUUGUACAGAAAAUCGGCAUGCACCGCCUUCAAAAUUUAUGUUAAUUUCAGGGGGAGUAUUUGAAUGCACUGCACUCUUUUUCCCUUCAUCAGGUUUUUAUUCCACUGGGUUUUUCCUGAUAAGGUUUUUAACGAGACAGUACAUCCAAAUACAACGACAUAUAACAAAAUAACUAUUGAAGGAUGAACAUUCAAGGGGGAGUGUUGUAAAAUCCUGAGAAUAACAUGUGUGUGAAUUAUUCAUCCUUGUAAGCAGCAUACUCAUUAGGACACCAAGCUUUUCCUGAUCCUUGUAAUGAUCCUUGUAACCUAGUUAGAACAGGUGGUUUAAUAUGCUAUUGCCACCAAAUCUGUAGACUCAUCAAAUAAGUGACUCAUCAUCAAGCUCAACCAGUACAAAUAGUGGCUUGAUGAGGUCUUGUAAAUUAAUUCAAGCAAUUUAGAGAA
Molecule: messenger RNA, 888 nt
Organism: Cuscuta epithymum
Lineage: Eukaryota; Viridiplantae; Streptophyta; Magnoliopsida; Solanales; Convolvulaceae
Source: the annotation of a GenBank genome assembly